This is a messenger RNA of Trichoderma citrinoviride, 897 nucleotides long. RefSeq names its product NAD(P)-binding protein. Gene Ontology annotation, molecular function: oxidoreductase activity, acting on NAD(P)H, oxygen as acceptor. The record is from RefSeq and is a predicted model, not a curated record. Bases 1 to 897 code for a protein of 298 amino acids. NCBI's taxonomy places the organism in Eukaryota, Fungi, Ascomycota, Sordariomycetes, Hypocreales, Hypocreaceae. Gene Ontology annotation, cellular component: intracellular anatomical structure. The transcript has a single exon.
AUGGCUGACUCUCACGUCUCCGAGCGCAACGCCCUCACCUCCCGCAUCAUCCCCCAAAUGACCCUCUCCGCCGGCGUCGCCCCCUCCGCCCCCGACUCGCUCCACCCCUGGCCCCGCGACUCCGCCGCCGGCCGCUUCAGCAUCGCCGGCAACGCCGUCAUCACCGGCGGCACCGGCGGCAUCGGCCUCGUCGUCUCGCGCGCGAUCCUCCAGCACGGGGCGUCGGGCCUGAUGCUGCUCGACCUCAACGCCGACGCAUCGCAAGACGCCGUGCAGGCGCUGCGAGCCGAGUUCCCGCAGGCCUCCGUCGAGGUCCGCUCCGUGGACGUGACCGACGAGGACGCCGUGAACGCGGCCAUCGCGGAAGCCGUCGAGACGCUGGGCUCGGUGGACAUGCUCGUCUGCCUCGCGGGCAUCGUGCACUCGUCGCACGCCCUGGACACGCCCAUCGCUACCUGGCGGAAAGUCCUCGACGUCAACACCACGGGGGCCUUCAUCUGCGCGCGCGCGGCCGCCCGCGCCAUGGUCGCCCGGGGCGCCGGCGGGCGCAUCGUCCUGACGGCGUCCAUCUCGGCGCACAGGGUCAACUUCCCGCAGCCGCAGGCGGCCUACAACGCGAGCAAGGGCGCGCUGCUGAUGCUCAAGAGCUCGCUGGCGGCGGAGUGGGCGCGGCACGGCAUCGCGGUCAACAGCAUCAGCCCGGGGUACCUGGACACGGUGCUCAACGAGGGCGAGGGCCUGGCGGAGGCGCGGAGGAUCUGGAACGAGAGGAACCCGAUGGGGAGGAUGGGGCUGCCGGAGGAGGUGGCGGGCGUGGUGGUGAUGAUGCUGAGCCGGGCGGGGAGUUAUAUGAACGGGGCGGAUGUCGUGGUGGAUGGAGGAGGGCAUGUGUUUUGA